AUGAGACUGGCCUUCGUCCUGGGCCGGUUUUGUCCACGUCCGGGCUUCCGAGCGCCAGCGAACGGCACCCAUUUCUACUCCACAUUCAGAGGCGCUUUCCGCACCACCCAGACGAGGCGGCUGCCAUGGCGGGCCAACCGAUACACGAAAUACACCCUCCGAGCGGGCGGUGCAGGUGCAGGCGCGCUCGGCACGGCUGCCUUUUUUGAACUGUCAGAAAAGGAUAACGGGGGCACCGACCAGACGGGCGAGAAGCGCAUGCUCGAGGUCAGCCGAGCCGAGAUCAAGAAGAAGGUCGCCGACGAUGACAGCGGCAUCUCGCGCGCCUGGCACACGCUGAAGAUCGCCGUGGACGUCUACAUCUGGGAGCCAUUGUGCACUGGCGCGCGCUUUCUCCAUCUCCUCGUCAUCUUCGUCCCCGUCAUCGUUGCGGUCCCCGCCAUCUGGCUGGGUAAGCGGCGGCCCGAUCGCGAUAAUGAGCGCAGCGGAACGCUCUGGUGGUACGGCUUCCUGGUCCAGUCAAUGGAAUGGGCUGGGCCGGCCUUCAUCAAGCUCGGUCAAUGGGCAGCUUCGCGCUCCGACAUCUUCCCCAACGAAAUGUGCGAAAUCAUGUCGAAACUCCACUCCAACGCCCCGGCGCACUCCAUGCACGAAACCAAGCGCAUCGUCUCCGCUGCCUUUGACGGCCGCCACUUUGACGACAUCUUUGAGGAAUUUGACGAGAAGCCGUUAGGCGUCGGCGCCAUUGCGCAGGUUUACCGGGCCAAGCUGAAGCCCGACCUUGCCGCGCCCAGCGACAACGACAUCGUCGAUGGACCCCAGCCGCUCCGCCACAAGGUGGCCAAGAACGUCGAUGCAGCUCUCAAGAGCACGCCGAAGAGGGUCCCUUCGACCUACGUCGCCGUCAAGGUGCUGCACCCGCGCGUUGAGAGGACCGUCCGGCGAGACCUGCGCAUCAUGCACUUCUUCGCAUCUGCCCUUAACCUCAUUCCCACGAUCGAGUGGCUCUCCCUCCCCGACGAGGUCGCCCAGUUCGGCGAGAUGAUGAAGCUCCAGCUUGACCUCCGCAUCGAGGCCGCCAACCUCGCCAAGUUCCGUAAAAACUUCAAGGAACGCACCACCGCCUGGUUCCCGUAUCCCUACACCGAGUUCACCACCCGCAACGUGCUGGUCGAGGAGUUCGCGCAGGGUAUCCCGUUGGCCGACUUUUUGGAGAACGGCGGCGGGGUCUUCCAGCAGGACAUCGCCUCGGAGGGCCUCGACGCCUUCCUGCGCAUGCUGCUGAUCGACAAUUUUGUCCACGCAGACCUGCAUCCCGGCAACAUCAUGGUGCGCUUCUACCAAUCCCACGAGCCCGACAUCAAGUUCCGUAAGAACCACAGCAAAGAGCACUUUGAAGAGCAGGACGACGUUACGGAGCAGGUCCUUGCUAGACUGCGCCCCUACCGCCACCGCAAGAAUCCGGCCGCUUGGGUCGCCGAGCUCCAAAAGAUCGACAACGAGGGCUUCCGCCCGCAGCUCAUCUUCAUCGAUACGGGCCUCGUGACGGAGCUCAAUGAGACGAACCGUACCAACUUCCUCGACCUGUUCCGCGCCGUGGCCGAGUUCGACGGCUACAAGGCUGGCAACCUCAUGUGCGAGCGCUGUCGCCAGCCCGACGCCGUGCUGGACAAGGAGGUGUUUGCGCUCAAGAUGCAGCACCUCGUCCUCGGCGUCAAGAGCCGCACCCUGGCGCUGGGGAACAUCAAGAUUGGCGAUAUCCUGCAGGAAGUGCUGGGCAUGGUCCGCGGCCACCAUGUCCGGCUCGAGGGCGACUUUGUGAACGUUGUCAUCAGCAUCUUGCUUCUCGAGGGCAUCGGGCGGAGCCUGAACCCCGACAUGGAUCUGCUCACCAGCUCCCUCCCGAUUCUGCGCCAGCUGAGCGCCCAGAGCGGCGCCGAGAUGGCGAAGCACGGCGAUUUCAGCAUGUUGGUGGUGUGGGCGGGCCUGGAGACCAGACGCUUCUUGCAGGCUAGCAUCGAAGAUGUUGAACGUUGCGUCAAGUACGACCUCCUCGCACCGAAUGUGUAA
This is a messenger RNA of Colletotrichum spaethianum, 2070 nucleotides long. RefSeq names its product ABC1 family protein YPL109C, mitochondrial. Gene Ontology annotation, cellular component: mitochondrion. The transcript is spliced from 3 exons. The record is from RefSeq and is a predicted model, not a curated record. NCBI's taxonomy places the organism in Eukaryota, Fungi, Ascomycota, Sordariomycetes, Glomerellales, Glomerellaceae. The coding region runs from base 1 to 2070 and encodes 689 amino acids.